GCUGUGGACAUGGAGCCCCGGGACGCCCGGGCCGAGAUGCGCAGGGCCCCGCGGCUGCUGGUGCUGGUACCGCUGCUCCUGCUGGGGGCGCUCCCAGGUGGCCAGGCUGAGAUGCAGGUGUCUGUGCCCCCCCUGGUGGAGGUGAUGAAGGGGGAGCCCGCCACCCUGGACUGCACCCCUUUGGGGGUCAAUAACCAGUUCCAGCUGAAAUGGUUCCUGACCGAACGCUCUGGGGCCCGCUCUGGGGCCCGGACGCUCCUGGCAGAGGUCCAAGUGCAGGGCUCUAAGAUCCAGCCCAAGGUGCACAACCCUGCGAACCGCAGCCCCCCAUACGAGCUGGAAGGCCAGGGGCGCCUGGUGCUGGCGGAGGCCCAGGUGAGCGACCAGCGGGACUAUGUGUGUGUGGUGACGACAGGGGCAGCGAGCACCGCAGAGGCCACCGUGAGGCUCCAGGUAUUUGCAAAACCAGAGACCACCGACGUCUCCCCCAACAGAGGGACUCUGUCUGUGAUGGAUGACAUUGCCCAGGAGAUCGCCACCUGCCAAAGCCGCAACGGGAACCCAGCCCCCCAGAUCCAGUGGUACCGGAAUGGGCAGCCCCUGCAGGUGCCCAUGGAGGUGAACUCAAACAGCUACAUGACCAGCCGCACAGUGCGAGAGGCCUCUGGCCUGCAGUCUCUCACCAGCACCCUCUACCUGCGGCUGCACAAGGAGGACCGGGACGCCAGCUUCCACUGCUCAGCGAACUACAGCCUGCCCCAGGGCCGGUAUGGCCGCCUGGACAGCCCUGCCUUCAGCCUCACCCUGCACUAUCCCACGGAGCACGUGCAGUUCUGGGUGGACAGCCCGUCCACCACAGACGGCUGGGUCCGUGAGGGCGACUCCGUCCAGCUGAUCUGCCGUGGGGACGGCAGCCCCAUGCCGGAGUACACGUUCUACCGCCUUCAGGACAAGGAGGAAGUGCUGAAAACAGACCUCGAGGGGAACUUGACCCUGGAGAGCGUGCAGCGCGGCCAGAGCGGAACCUACGGCUGCAGGGUCGAAGACUAUGACGCCGCAGAGGACGCUGAGCUCUCCAAGACCCUGGAGCUGCGCGUGGCCUACCUGGACCCCAUUGAGCUCAGCGACGGGGAAGAACUCUCCUUACUCUUGGGCAGCAAAGUAGCCACGUCCUGCUCCGUGCAAGGCCUGCCGGCCCCUGCUCUACGCUGGACCAAGGACUCGGUGCCCCUGGUGGAUGGCCCCACACUCUCACUCAGCUCCGUCACCUUCGAUUCGGCUGGCACCUACAUAUGUGAGGCCUACAUGCCCACCGUGCCCCUCCUCAGUCGCACCCAGAACCUCAAGCUGCUGGUCGAAGGGUCCCCCGAGUUGAGGCAUGAGGAGACUCAGAGGGCACAGGGCAGCUGGAGAGAAGGAGAUGAAGUCAAGCUGGUCUGCUCUGCCCGCGGCUACCCAGAGCCCAAACUCACCUGGAGCGCAAAGGGUGACAGUUCCACAGAGCCGGUCCCCGGAGGGCAGGGCUGGGUGAGCAGCUCCCUGACCCUGAAGGUGACCAACGCCAUGAGCCAAAAUGGCGUCUCCUGUGAGGCCUCCAACCUCCAUGGGAGCACCCACCACGUCUUCCACUUCGGCCCCCUGGCCCCCGAGGCCUCCCAGGCGGGGAUAGUUGUCAUGGCCGUGGCCAUCAGCGUGGGCAUCCUGCUUCUGGUCGUUGCUGCCUUCUACUGCAUGAGACGCAAGGGGCGCCCCGGCUGCUGCCGCAAGAGGGAAAAGGGGGCUCCGCCAGCUGGGGAACCAGAGCUGAGCCACUCGGGGUCCCAGAGGCCAGAGCAGACAGGCCUUCUGGGAGGUGCCUCUGGAGGAGCCAAGCGUGGCAGUGGGGGCUUUGGAGAUGAGUGCUAAGCCUGAGGACCUCCAAGAGACAGUCAUUGGACCCAACCUGGAGUUGCGGCAUCAGAGAACCAGCCCUGCUCACGCCUUGCCCGCCCCCGCCUUUUCCCGGCCUUCCCUCUUCCCUCUGGCCCUCCCUUCCUUCCUCUGCCGGCAGGGCAGGGACCUACAGACACUGCUGGGAGGGAGGCGGGGAGGGUACGCUCAUGGGUGGGAGGGAGCCUUCCUCCAGGGAGUAUGACUCUCCCAGGCCCCAGAAUAGCUUCUGGACCCAAGCCCAGGGCCUGGCCUGGGACAAGGCUCCGAGGGUCGGCUGGCCGAGGCUAUUUUUACCUCCGGCCUCCAUUGCUGGUCCCCCCACCUGACGUCCUGCUGCAUAGUCUGACACUGGAUCCCCACCCCUGCUCCGCCCCCUCAUCAUGGACACUGGAGUCUGGAAUAAAUGCUGUCUGUCACGUCGACA
This is a messenger RNA of Molossus molossus (Pallas's mastiff bat), 2356 nucleotides long. It is a transcript of the gene BCAM, whose product is annotated as basal cell adhesion molecule (Lutheran blood group). Lineage: Eukaryota; Metazoa; Chordata; Mammalia; Chiroptera; Molossidae. The record is from RefSeq and is a predicted model, not a curated record. Gene Ontology annotation, cellular component: plasma membrane. The coding region runs from base 10 to 1905 and encodes 631 amino acids. The transcript has 15 exons.